Molecule: messenger RNA, 936 nt
Organism: Vidua chalybeata
Lineage: Eukaryota; Metazoa; Chordata; Aves; Passeriformes; Viduidae
Product: taste receptor type 2 member 40-like
Exons: 1
Coding region: 1-936 (311 amino acids)
Biological process (GO): sensory perception of taste; G protein-coupled receptor signaling pathway; detection of chemical stimulus involved in sensory perception of bitter taste
Cellular component (GO): membrane
Molecular function (GO): G protein-coupled receptor activity; bitter taste receptor activity
Source: RefSeq, a predicted model, not a curated record
AUGAUGACAUCUUUUGCUGUCCUUUGUCUAUCAAUUGCUAUAAUUGAAUCCCUGGCAGGAAUUCUAGGAAAUGGAAUUAUCUUGGCUGCCAGUUCAUCGAGCUGCAUUGGGAGCAAGACAUGUACCCCAUAUGAUAUGAUUGUGAUCUCACUGAGUUCAUCUAAAUUAAUUUUGCAGUCAUGGACUACACUGGAUUUCUUAAUAAGUAUAUUAUAUGAACCCUUCUUUUAUAAAGAAAACAUGUUAGUAGUUUCUGAGACAAUUUUUACAUUUCUGAUCUACUCCAGCCUCUGGUUUGGAGCCUGGCUUAGUGUCUUCUAUUGUAUCAAGGUUGCCAGUUUUACACAGUCUUUCUUCAUCUGGCUGAAGCUAAGAAUUGCCAGGCUGGUGCCCUGGAUGCUGCUCACAGCAUGGCUCUGCUCCUUUGCAGCAUCAAUUCCCUUUGCCUGGGAUGUCUACAGUGCGCACAACAACUUCACUGCUCCUUUGUCCAUGACAAACUCUUCAGCAGGGAGAACCACAAGGAACAACAGUUUGCCUUUAUUGAUUGAUCUCUGGAAUGCGAGUACAGCUUUGCCUUUAAUACUGACUGUUGGUUCAAGUAUUCUGCUGAUUCAGUCUCUGUGGGUACACACCAGGGAAAUGCAAAAUAAUGCAAGUGGCUUCAGGGAUCCCAGCUUAGAGGCACAUAUGAAAGCCAUCAAGUCAGUCUGUUCCUUCUUUAUCUUCUACAUUACAUAUUUUAUUUGUUUGGUUUGCCUCUACUCCAGAGUUUUUUCAGUUUUUAGUGAUAAGGAAUCCAUGUGUAUAGUUAUAAUGGCUGCCUGUCCUACAGGACACACAAGGGUUUUAAUUUGGAGCAAUCCAAAAUUUCGAGAGCUGCUUGCUAGGAUUUGGCACCACACAAACUGUCCUAUCAGAACUAUAUCCAUGUAA